This is a messenger RNA of Gossypium raimondii (Peruvian cotton), 889 nucleotides long. Its product is annotated as pyrophosphate--fructose 6-phosphate 1-phosphotransferase subunit alpha. NCBI's taxonomy places the organism in Eukaryota, Viridiplantae, Streptophyta, Magnoliopsida, Malvales, Malvaceae. The transcript has 3 exons. Bases 80 to 574 code for a protein of 164 amino acids. The record is from RefSeq and is a predicted model, not a curated record.
UGUUACAUUUUCAUUUGGCUUAAAUUUUUUUCAAUUUUAACUGGUAAUAUUUAUCUGAAAACUUACUCCCAUUGGCAGAAUGCCGCAAAGAAGAAAGAACCCCAAUGCAUUUUCCUACUUUAUCUGGCUGGAUUAUAAAUCAUGCUACUUUAUUAUUAUUAUUUUUUGUAUUCAAGUCAAUAACAAGCAUAUGAAGUUUGGUGGCAAUAGCUCUCUGUCUUUUGACACAAUCCAUAAGAUAAUCCAAUAUACUGAUGCCUAUGACAAUUGUCUAUCUUGGGAGCAAACAGAAGAAUCAGAUAACAUAAACAAUGUAAUGGAUGAGCUCUAUCGAGAAGCAGGAACCACAUUGUUGGAGGAACCAGAUUCCAGUAUGGAGCUUAUGGAUACGCACAGAGAGGAUGAAGAUCACAUUAGAAAGAUAAAGGAAUUUCAGGAUUACCUUCAAAUGGUGAAGAUAAUGAUUAAACCAGGUUGUUCAGAAGAAGUGUUAAAGGUGGCAUUGAAUUCCAUGUCCUCGCUAGUAGGCAUACUUGCUUUCAUGUCAUAUCCAAAACACCGUUCCUCACUGUGAACAAGAAUUAACUCGAACACCAUGAUCUUGUUGUACACCAAGGAUGAAUCUGCUACUGGCAUUUCCUUUAGAAGAAAAUGCACGUUGCAAAAUUUCAUGUCUGUAUCUCAGUAUUAAACUUUUAUGUUCCACCAUUUGUAGUCACCUAGUUGUCUGGACCAGCUUUUACGUUAGAAUUUAUCUAAGAAGCAAAGAUUUGUUCAAAGAUGGUUAGCUUCAUUCAAGAACGUGGGAAUGCUCAAUACCUGUAAGUUGACAGCACACGACAUUAUGUAUUGCAAGCGUCAGAAAUAUAGUUUGAUGAUUAUUGUUCAA